Paramuricea clavata is the source of this 4864-nucleotide messenger RNA. Lineage: Eukaryota; Metazoa; Cnidaria; Anthozoa; Malacalcyonacea; Plexauridae. The record is from the annotation of a GenBank genome assembly.
AUGGCUGCUGCUGUUGGAGAAAAUACGGCCGAAAUAAAUGGUUUAAAACGCAAAGCUGACAUGCAGAUGAUGCACUGUACCGUGUGUAACAUAUUCUUAAACUCAAGCUCACAAGCAGAUGCUCAUUUUACCGGAAAGAGCCACAAGAACAAGGCUAAAAGCCGUGGUUUGGAGGUAGGUGUACUACGUUGCCCGUUUUCAAUACAAUGCGUUGCCAGUUUCCGGACAGUGCUAUUUGUUUUCAAUAUUACGGAAUAAUAACAUAACUAUAUUUUAAAAUAAGAUAGUAUAGAAUAGUGAUUGUCAUUUGUAUAAACAGCCUCAACCUUCAAGCAAUUUCCAGUGGUAAAAUAUAGAGUAGGAAUUGUUCACUAUUAUUUACAUCGUAGAAAUUUAACUUUAGAAGUAAAAGCAGUUUUGUAUGAAAGAGGUUUUUACUAUAAAAUGUUGUUGUAUAAAUUGGCAGCGGCCGGUCGCCGGUGUUUAGUUUAUGUCUGUCAACAAAAUAAAAAAACAAUUUAUUUACAUGUGCAUUGAGUAAUCUUAUCUUUCAUUCACAAAACACAGCCUUUUCUAUUCACAGACAAUUAUGUGUGUCACAAGCUAAUAUCGGGUCAGAAAUAGACAGCAAGCCACUGGAUAGUAUUUGGAGAUGAGUUUAUUUAAUUCUGUAUACGAAUGUUUUUAGGUUUAACAUACAAAGGAGACGUUUCACGUUUUGGUAAUUUAUAAAUAACCAAAAACAUUUGCAAUCCAAAUUUGUAACAAAGCAAAUCUUUUAACACAUGAAUACAGUAAUCAAUCUGCAAAUAGCAACACAGAUUAUUUUAAAACCACAUGUGAACAGUCACCACCUCACCACAUGCUUUUGGUACCAAAAUAUUAACGCUAUAUAUCGCUUAUGAAAAACGGCCUAUCGGUGCCUAUAGGAAAUGUUCCAAUUCCCCAUAGAAGGCUUUAGGCUUUUUAUGUAUGUCUUUUGCCAUAUUAUUCAACAUUAUUGAUUGAAUACUACAAAGGUUAAUAUUGAAAAUUGUUGAGGUCAAUGGAUCAAUUCAGGGACGUAACUAGCGAUAUAUGGUUGGGGGGGGGAGGGGGUGAACUGAAAAGUUUGGGCCCCCUUCCUUUUGGGAGCCCCCUCAAAAAAAUUUUCCGGAAAAUGUUGACGAAAUUGGUCUCCCUUCACUGUCCUUUGUCCACACCCCCCAGUAGUUCCGGUGCUGGAUCAAUAGACAAUUAGGCAACUGGGGAUGCAAAUAGAACACCACAGCUAGAAAUAGCAUACUAAAAUGAGUAAAAUUGCAAAGUUUGGUUGCGAAAUGUUGUAAAAUGCAGAAAAUAUAGCCUUGCAAAGUUUGCAAAUUUUAUAUACUUUUGUAUUGCGUGCGGAAAUUGCUACCAUUUUCGGCCCAAAUGUGGUAGCAAUUUCCGCACGCAAUACAAAAGUAUACAAAAUUUGCAAACUUUACAAGGCUACGUUUUCCGCAUUUUACAACAUUUCGCAACCAAACUUUGCAAUUUUACUCAUUGUAGUAUGCUCUUUCCGGGAAUAUACUUUUUUUGACAAGAUAAAAAGUCUAUAAUGGAAUUGUCUAUUGGAAUAAUCCCAUAGAACAUCAACAUAUGUGAAGUUAUAACAGGGAUUAAGCCAAUUACUGCACUAAUUAAUUAAAACCAAAUGGUUAUGCAACACAAAUGAUUUAACUGGCAUUAAAAGUGUAGAAGAUUUUAUGUAAAACAUAGUGAUUUUAAGUGAUGUAAUUAUGAGUAAAAUAACAUCAUGAAAACUGUGGAUUCAUAUGGAUAUAGCUAUCUGAAAAAUACAAGCAGAACCUCAAUGUUUUGAGUGUCCUUCGGGGGAAAAUAAAUGGAUUAUAUUUGUCAAUUAUAUAAUUACCAAGAAGUGGUUAAAUUAAUGAAAUUAUAUUGGCUAUGACAGAUGUGAUUCAUCUGAUGAAAAUUGUACUAGUGAUCUAAUUUUGACUUCCAAGUCAAGCAAGGAAGAAAAGCCCAAAUUUAUUAUGAAACAUGGUCUGGAAAUUUUAAUUUUUUUCAGUAACCCACUGGGGUACCAGGAUUCUAAGUUCUAGUAUAUCCCAUCUGAGAACCCAGUAUCUUGCACUUCUUUGGUACUGGUUACCAUAAAUUUUGGCAUUCCUGAACCAUCAAAGGAAAUAUGUUUACAGUAAAUACUAGAGGUGAGCCGAUCAUCGGCAAAACCGAUUAAUCGGCUUGUUUUUUCACAAUCGGCCGAUUGUCAUUGGCCAUCGGCCGAUUGUCUUCCACCAUUUGUAUGGUCAGCGGUGUAAUAAAAAAAAUGAAAUUCAAAUGUGGAAACACUAUGUUUACCGAUUUCCUGCGUUUUUUCAUAGUAGUUUUCUCACUUCAUUGGCAUUUCUGCAAGAUUUAUAUUAAUUAAAUUAUCGUGUUCCGUAACUUCCGUUGACCAGUCAGUAGCACGCUGUGGAUUUCAGAAUCAGUGUUAAAAAUGUCGCUUCCUGUUUCUGCAUGUUUUGAGUCUUUUGACGAGAGGAUACAUUAGUAAAAAAAAAAUUAAGAUGACCAUCGGUUUUGCCGAUUAAUCGGCCGAUGGUGGGUAAAUAUCGGCUGUUAACAAUCGGUAUCGGUAAUCGGCUUUUUCUAGACAUCGGCUCACCUCUAGUAAAUACCUGUCAUUGUCAUAAAAAAUACAACAACAACAGGAGACUCGACAGUCAACAACUAGACCACCACGUUGGAAAUCAAAGGUUAUCUUCAGGAAGGUAGCCUGAAAUGUCAGGUGACAUUUCAGGCUAUCAGGAAGGCAGAUUCAUACUAUUCAAAGCUAUUUGGCAGGGCAGCAAAAAAUAAUUUUCUUCCUGGGAGCACAACCUGGAGAAAAAAUUUCCUGUAGACCAACAGAGAAUUUUUGUGCUGAAUCUGCAUGAGCAUAUUAUAUGUGCUGAAUCUGCAUGAGCAUAUUAUAUGUUAUAGUGGUUCUAGCUGGAAUAAUGUCUGUCAAAGAAUAAUGUCUGUCAACCAUAUGUUGUGUCCAUAGUGCGAGUUUCCUUCAAAUUUUCAAUAGCAAAUCUUCAUUCAAACAAAUUUCCUGCGAGCAGUGCUCGCGUGCUCACCUAUUUUUUCCACCCCAGCUAUUUGGAGACAAGUCAUUUAGCAUUAUCCUAAUGUUUGAAAUUUUGUAAUAUCUACAUGUAGUUGGGAUAUACAAGUUGUUCACAGUUUGGUAUCCAAAACCAAAUUAAGUAUCUUGUGGAUAUCGGGAUGCUGCAAAUUUCAGACCCUUCAAAACAGAUGCAUGACUCUUUGAUUGAGGCAUAUUAAAUGUCGUAUGACAUUAGACAGAGUAAAGAAAUACAGAAUGUUGUUGCAAAAUCAUAUGGCAUUUGGCACAUUGAAAUAAUAAAUUCACAGGAAAAAAUUCUAAAUUUCCAGUAAUGGUUUUUGAAUGGUUUUAAAGAUUUCCCAUAUAUGAUGUUUAAUAUUUACCAUUAAUCGUACUUUCCUGGUAAAUGUUAAGCGUCAUGGUUUUUACUAAUUUACAAUAUGGGCAAUCUAUAAUUAAACCAAUAAUAGUAAGAUUUUAGUUUUUACAUUCAAAAAUCCAUUAACUCAUUGAGCCACAAUGCACCCCAGUGUGCUCUACUUACUUUUUUUACUUGGCCAUGACAGACUUUUCUACCUGGCCAACUCAGACAAUUUUACUCGUCAAUGGGGAAGCUCUGCAGCUUAAUGGGUUAAACAGAAAUGUGCCCUACUUUAUUCUUUUACUCUGUCUAAUGCCAGACAAUUUUACUCGUCAAGGAGAGAGUCUUGCACUCUAAUGGGUUAAUCAAACAUUCUGCCAAGUUAAUGUGUCUUGUUAACCCAUCAAGCUGCAAUGUGCCCAAAUGUGCCUUAAGGCCAUGUUACACGGUGCAAUUCUUCUUGCAACUUAAUUGCAAUGCAAUUCUACUCUUGAGAGAUGUAAAAUUGCCAAGUACGCGUCUUCAUUGCACUCCGCUGAUGUUUUUUCAACAUAUCGAAAAUUCUUCAUUGAUUUCACUGAUUAACAUCUCUCAAGAGUAGAACUGCAUUACAAGUUGCAAGAAAAAUUGCACUGUGUAACAUGGCCUUUACUUUAUUCUUUUAAUUUGUCUAACACCAGACAAUUUUGUACUCGUCAAGGAGAGAGUCUUACACUCUAAUGGGUUAAUAGAAACCUAAAUCUUCCCUGUCAAAGGAGAGAGUAGUUACUAGGUUAGUAACUCCAAACGAAGGACCUGAAAACGUCGAAAUUCUCCUUAUAUUUUACAGGUAGUUGCAUCCCAACCAGUGAUAAGCUUGUUAACAUUUGUCAACCAUGCCGUACCCAGUACCCUCCAAUUCACCUGAUACUUGUUUUCAAUUCCAGGGUAGUACAGCCACAGACACACCUACUUGGACCGAAGUGACGGAACACUCUCAAUUCUAUAAAUGUGACGUUUGUCAAAAAAUUUUCAACUCGUCGAUACAACUGCAGGAUCACAUGCACGGCAAAGCUCACCAGCAGAUGGCUCAAAAGAAACUUGAAACUAACCCUGACAUUUCAAAUACAGAAACAUUGAACCCUGGGGAUUUGAACCUAGAAACUAUGAACCCAGGUACUUUCAUCCCAGGAACUUUAAGCCCCAAAACUGAGACAACAGAAACAGAACCAAUGGUCAUGCAGCAUACCACAAAUGAGCCAUCUCAACCAGUUAAUCAGGUUACAAAUGUGGGUAAAAACUUGUCUUACCUGUUCCACUGUGAAAGGUGUAAUAUAACACUGAAUUCAGAGAAACAAAUGCAACAGCAUAAUAAAGGAUUACGACAUAAGAUUAUCGUCGGGAAAGCAGAACCUCCUGCA